GUUGCUGCUGGAGGGCGGCUCGGCUCGCACUGGCGCGGGGGGAGCGGCGGGCGCGCGCGCACACACACACACACACCCGGGCGGGCACGCACGCACACACAACACACACAGACACACACAAUCGGUGCGUGCAGCCGCCGCCGCCGCCGCCGGAGUUGUCUGCGCUGCUUCUUCCCCUGCUGCAGCCGCAGCAGCAGCGCGAGUGUUGACUUCCAGCCUCCUUUAUUUAUCUCUUCCCGGCCGCCCCUUCCCUGGCCCAAGAUGUAACUACAGCUCAGACACUACGGACCCGCAGAUCGCUGCUGAGGCGGCUUUGGCAGAGGAGAGAGAGGAAACCCCCCCUCCCCAAAAGGGGGAUCUCAAGGGCGUCGGGGUGCUCUUUUCUCCCUCCCCCCGCGCGUCUCUUCAGGGGGAGCCUCUCUCCAUGAUGAAUGUUUCACUCAAGUGAUUAUUUUGGGGGGUGUUUUGCUUUGCAUUCGCCUCUCUCUCUUUUAUUAUUAUUAUUAUAAUUAUUAUUAUUAUUAUUAUUAUUAUUAUUUUCCCCCUUCCUUCCCCCAUCGCCACCUCUCGGAUUUAUUGCUAGGAGAAUCGUAUUGUGAGGCGAAGAAAGUCGGAUUACAAGAGACCACUACCAGCCAACAGCACCCACCCAGGAUUUUUUUUUUGUCGGUGGUUUUUUUUUUAAUUAUUAUUAUUAUAUUAUUAUUAUUAUUUUUUAUUUUUAACACCUCGUCGCGGCUUUAAUUCAUGAAGCAAUCGUCCCCUUUUGCCAUCAGCAUUUGGAUACCAGAAUGAGCAAAGAAAGACCCAAGAGGAAUAUCAUUCAAAAGAAAUACGACGACAGUGAUGGGAUUCCGUGGUCAGAGGAGAGGGUGGUACGAAAGGUCCUUUAUUUAUCUCUAAAGGAGUUCAAGAACGCACAGAAAAGGCAGCAUGGUGAUGGUAUUAAUGGCAGUCUCAAAACGGUGAAUGGACUCCUCACUAAUGGCCAAUCUAAGGGAUUAGGACCAGGAUCGGAACAGUUGGAGAAUGAGAAAGACGAUGCAUCACAAGUGUCCUCCACUAGCAACGAUGUUAGUUCUUCAGAUUUUGAAGAAGGGCCAUCAAGGAAAAGGCCGAGGCUGCAAGCACAAAGGAAGUUUGCUCAGUCCCAGCCAAACAGUCCCAGCACAACUCCAAUAAAGAUAGUGGAACCAUUGUUACCCCCUCCCGCUACUCAAAUAUCUGACCUCUCGAAAAGGAAGCCCAAGACAGAAGAUUUCCUUACAUUUCUCUGCCUUCGAGGUUCUCCAGCCCUGCCCAGCAACAUGGUAUAUUUUGGAAGCUCUCAGGAUGAGGAGGAAGAAGAAGAAGAAGAUGAGGAGUCAGAGGACACAAAGGCAGCCACCAAUAAUGCUUCAUCUUCAUGCCAUUCAACCCCCAGGAAAGGAAAAACGCAUAAGCAGAUUCUAAAUGGGCAUGUUUUCAAUGGAUCCAGCAAAUCAUUGAAGGAGAAAGAACCUGCUCAUAAACACAAAAGCAAAGAGGCCACACCGGGGAAGGAGAGGAACAGCGAACAUAAGGCUGAGAGCCGUAAAGAACAGGCUGCUGCUAAUCACCACCCUACUACAAACACUGGCUCCUCUACGAAAGGGCUUACUGCUAACAACCACACUCUUCAUAGAUCGGCUCAGGACUUAAGGAAACAGGUUUCUAAAGUCAACGGGAUCACUCGGAUGUCAUCUCCGGGUGCAAAUGCAGCCAGUGCCAAAAAGAUGAGAGAAGUCAGACCUUCACCGCCCAAAACUGUGAAGUAUACUGCAACAGUGACAAAGGGAACUGUCACGUACACCAAAGCCAAGAAAGAACUGGUCAAGGAAACCAAACUAACUCACCACAAACCCAGUUCACCUGUUAACCACACAAUCUCAGGGAAAAUAGAAAGUAGCAAUGCAAAAACCCGCAAACAGGUGCUAUCCCUUGGAGUGUCCAAGUCCAACGAUACCGCUGUUAACAGUGUAAAGGUCAAUGGCAAGUUGAACCAAAAGACAUGCACUAAGGAGGUGGGGAGACAGUUGAGGGAGGGGCUUCGCAAUUCUAAGAGGAGGCUGGAAGAGACGAAUCAAAUAGACAAAAUACAGUCGCCCACCAAGAAGAUCAAAGGGGCAAUUAGCUUAACGGAAGCUGCAAGCAAAAAGGCAGUUGUGGAAAAGCCUUUGCUGAAUGGACAUGUAAAAAAGGAAGUGCCGGAGAAGAGUUUGGAAAGAAAUAGGCCGAAAAGAGCCACUGCUGGAAAGAAUACGCCAGGGAAACAAGCACACGGCAAAACUGAAAAUGCCUCCUGUGAAAAUCGUUCUACCUCUCAUACUGAGUCCUUGCACAAACCACAAGAAUCGACGGGAAAGCACGAAAAGGGCAGCAGUAAGUCUGGGUGGGGGAUGCUGGGGGAGAUUCCCAUCCUCAGGCCCUCCGCCAAGGAGUUCCACGACCCGUUGAUAUACAUUGAGUCAGUCCGAGCUCAGGUAGAGAAGUAUGGGAUGUGCAGGGUGAUUCCUCCUCCAGACUGGAGACCUGAGUGCAAGCUGAACGACGAAAUGCGGUUUGUGACGCAGAUUCAGCACAUACAUAAGCUGGGCAAGCGCUGGGGACCCAAUGUGCAGCGGUUGGCCUGUAUCAAGAAGCACCUCAAAUCUCAGGGCAUUACCAUGGACGAACUCCCACUCAUAGGAGGCUGUGAGCUAGAUCUGGCCUGCUUUUUCCAGCUGAUCAACGAAAUGGGUGGCAUGCAGCAAGUGACUGACCUCAAGAAAUGGAACAAACUGGCAGAUAUGUUGCGUAUCCCCAAAACUGCACAGGACAGGCUAGCAAAACUGCAGGAAGCCUACUGCCAGUACUUGCUCUCCUAUGAUUCCCUCUCCCAAGAGGAGCACAAGAAACUGGAGAAGGAGGUCCUGCUGGAAAAGGAGAUCCUGGAGAAGAGGAAAGGUCCUUUGGAAGGACACUUGGAGAACACCUACAAGUUCCAUUCCUUGCCCCGGUUUGAGCCCAAAAAUGGACUCAUUAAUGGUGUGGUUCACAAAAAUGGCUUCCGAAACAAGUUGAAAGAAGUCGAUGUCCCAUUAAAGACGGGCAGGCGGCGACUCUUCACUCAGGAAAAGGAGACCAUGAAGGAGGAGGAGGAAGAGGAGGAGGAGGAUGAGGAGAAGGGAGUUCUUAGCGACUUACACAAGUGUGUAUACAAGGGUAGGUCUGUUUCUUUAACAACCUUCUACCGGACGGCAAGAAAUAUCAUGAACAUGUGCUUCACCAAGGAGCCUACAGUAGCUGAAGUAGAGCAAGAGUAUUGGAGGAUAGUGGAACAGAAGGACUGUCAUGUAGCAGUUCAUGGUGGCAAAGUGGAUACCAACACACAUGGGAGUGGCUUUCCUGUGGGAAAAUCCGAACCAUUUUCAAGGCAUGGGUGGAACCUUACAGUCCUUCCUAAUAAUACAGGAUCCAUCCUGCGACAUCUUGGUGCUGUGCCUGGAGUGACAAUUCCUUGGCUAAAUAUUGGCAUGGUCUUUUCUACCUCAUGCUGGUCUCGAGACCAAAAUCACCUUCCAUACAUUGACUACUUACACACUGGUGCUGAUUGCGUUUGGUAUUGCAUUCCUGCUGCGGAGGAGAACAAACUUGAUGACGUGGUACAUGCCCUGCUGCAAGCAAAUGGCACUCCAGGGCUGGAAAUGCUUGAAAGUAACGUCAUGAUCUCCCCGGAAGUCUUGUGCAAGGAGGGGAUCAGGGUGCACCGUACUGUACAGCAGAGUGGACAGUUUGUUGUCUGCUUUCCGGGAUCCUUUGUGUCUAAAGUGUGUUGUGGCUACAGUGUUUCUGAAACAGUGCACUUUGCUACCACCCAGUGGACAAGCAUGGGUUUUAAAACUGCCAAGGAAAUGAAGAAACGACGUAUAGCCAAGCCAUUUUCAAUGGAAAAGCUGCUGUAUCAGAUUGCAACGGCAGAAGCAAAAAAGGAAAAUGGGCCGACUCUGAGUACGAUAUCGUCACUUCUUGGAGAGCUCAGGGACACGGAGCUGAGGCAGCGACAGCAGCUUUAUGAGGCAGGUCUGCAUUCUUCAGCCCGCUAUGGGAGCCUCGACAGCAGCAGUUCGGGGAUGGAUGGAAAGAAAAAGCCUCGAAAGUGGUUGCAGUUAGAGACGUCGGAGAGGAGGUGUCAGAUUUGCCAGCAUCUAUGUUACCUGUCAAUGGUGGUUCAGGAGAACGAAAACGUCGUCUUCUGCCUGGAGUGUGCCCUGCGGCAUGUGGAAAAACAGAAGUCUUGUCGGGGACUGAAAAUGAUGUAUCGUUAUGACGAGGAACAAAUCAUCAGCCUAGUCAAUCAAAUCUGUGGAAAAGUAUCUGGUAAAAAUGGCAGCAUUGAGAACUGUAUCAGCAAGCCUACACCAAAAAGAGGGCCUCGGAAGAGAGCGACAGUCGACGUGCCAUCAUCUAGGCUUUCAUCCUCCAGUUCAUCCAAAAGUGCUUCAAGUUAAUCCUGAAGAUGCCAACACUCUCAUUUUGUCGAUUUAUAUAUAUUUUUUGUAAUUAUUAUACCAUAGUUUGGAGUACUUGCUGUAGAAUACAAGCUGUCUUUGCACUAGCUCUAAAGAAGAUUUUCUUCUGGUUUUAGAGAACUAAUUUUGUUUUAGCAUUAAACUGUUGAAUUUUUUUUGUACUUAGGAUAGUUAGAUACAGCAGUCAGAUUUUUUUAAACUGCCGUAUGUUCACUGUUUUAAAACCGGCGAGGGGCUGAUAAAAAUUAAUUUGUAUUGUCCCUAUGGCUGAAAAAAAGCCUUUUUUUCUUUGGUAACUGUGAAAAAAGGCUUUCAACCCAUUUUGAAUAGGUUAAAGUUUGAUGUGUUUUAUAAUUUGUUCUCCAGUCAUGUGAGCAGAUUUUUUCUAGAGCGAAAAGGGAUAGGAGACAAAACUUGAAAGAUAUUGCUUUACUUUGGCUGUCUUUUAUUCUGUCACGGCAAGAUGAGUUUUGUAAUUUUUUAAAUUGGAGAAUACGCUCUUUCUUUGGGAGGUUAUGGCAGCUGAAGAUGGACUUUGGUUCCUAACCGUAGGCAAAAUGAGAUUUGGAGUAAGUAUGUUCUCUUUUACCAGCACAUCACUAUGCAUCUGUUCGAGGGGGAAAAAUAAAAAAUAAAAAAAAGGAGGAAAAGAAGACUGCCUGCCUUGAGGAGUCACGUGAGGGGAAAACUGUGCCUGAUUUCAUUAGGAAAUCCAUUCUGUUAUUUUUUGGUGCUGUUGGCUACUUUAUCAAAAACCCUUCAAUAGCAUCCUUAAAAAGAAAAGAAAAAUAAAGUGAUUGAAGCCAUAAGUGCUUCUUUGUCAUAGACGUGCAAUCUUUCUAACAUUCCAUUUCCAUUCCACUGCUGUUUUUCACACCCUUUACACAGUCGAGCAUUAAUGUUUAUUUUGAAUUUGUUUCAUUAUAUGAUCACAUUUAGAGCCACUAGCAGGUCUGCCUAUUUCUUUUGAAUGUGAAAAUGCAUUUGCUUUCAUCUUGUCUAUUUUUUUCUCUUCAUGUUGUAACAAAAAAAAAAACCCACAAAAAAAAAAAACAAAUCACACCUUUUGUACAUAUACCUGUAAAUUUUUUUAAAUACUUGAGCCUUUUCUUGGGGUGGGGGGAGGGGUGAUGCGGAGACAAGAUGAAGAAAAGCCUUACGUUUCACUUUCUUCAUCGGUUGGAUUGGAUGCUUACAGGGUUUUUCUUGUAACAUUUAUAAGUGCUGCUUACAUCACUGAACAACAACAAAAAAUAAUAAUGGAGUAGCUGUUGCCCUUUUCUGGUUGUGUACAGUAUGUGUGGAAUAAAAAAGGGAAAAUGUUUUCACAAACUGUUUUGUUUCAUAAUUGAAUUCAACAAUACCGUAGCUACCCAUAUUGCACUGAGCUUGCCAGUGGUGACUGUCAGGAAAGUCCUAUAAUACAAUUUGUUGGUUGUUGUUGCAGAAGACUGAACUGUUUUGGAAUAUUUAACAAUAACAUAAACAGAGUCAAGUGUUUUCAAAUGUGGUUGUCUGGUUUUUAUGGCCUUGCUGUGUACUUUUCCCUCUUGACAGUAAACUUCUGACUAUGGCUUACAGUUUGACAUUUAAUUUAUUAGCGCUGCUCUGCUCUCUUUCCUUGUAAGGAAAGACUUCAUGUUGUUUAUUGCCAGGUUUUUUUUUCCUUUUGUUUACUUUCCAGGUUUGUACUACGAGGUUUAAUAAAAAAAAGAAAACUUUUUUGGA
Molecule: messenger RNA, 6257 nt
Organism: Gavialis gangeticus (Gharial)
Lineage: Eukaryota; Metazoa; Chordata; Crocodylia; Gavialidae
Gene: JARID2
Product: jumonji and AT-rich interaction domain containing 2
Exons: 18
Coding region: 792-4508 (1238 amino acids)
Biological process (GO): chromatin remodeling
Cellular component (GO): nucleus
Molecular function (GO): histone demethylase activity; DNA binding
Source: RefSeq, a predicted model, not a curated record